Messenger RNA from Pogona vitticeps (central bearded dragon), 2575 nucleotides. NCBI's taxonomy places the organism in Eukaryota, Metazoa, Chordata, Lepidosauria, Squamata, Agamidae. The record is from RefSeq and is a predicted model, not a curated record.
CCCUCCCUCCUCCCCAAAAUGCAACUGGACCGAGCCAUUAUGGUGAGAAUACUUUGAUCUCUCAAGUCCUCAAAUGCAAAGCGCUGUGUAUUGAAUAAUGCAGAUGUUCACUUGCGUGCCCAAAUAAAAGUAGACAUACAUCAGAAUCCUCUGGUAUACUUCACUAGCGAGCUAGAGAAAGAAACAUGUCACAGCAGCAAGUGAAGCAAGACUUCAUAAGCAACCUGAAUGGAACUACCUUGCUGGAGAUCUCCAUCGGCUUGCCCCUCGCCCCCUUAUGUCUUCUGUCCAGGGGGCUUCUGUUGACCUUGUACUUCCUCAUUGGUAAAAACCCUUUGUGCUCCAGAAGUGGCCUUUUUCUUUUAGACUUUACUGUUUUAGUCGUCCCUCCCGUGCUCUCUUGCACAGUCUUAUCUCCCGUCCUGUCUUGGGUGAUAAUUUCCAUCAUUGCGUUUUGUGCAGGACUGGUUUCUGUCAUAUACAGGAGGAGAACGAAUUAUGUCAAAGUUCCCCUGAAUCAAAUUCUAAGCGAUUUUUCGAGGACAAGUUUGGAAACGGUGCACAUUCCUUCGAUAACAGCAUUCCGAGUGUUUGUCAAUGUGCUGACCUCCAUCAGCAUCCUGGCUGUGGAUUUUCCUCAAUACCCCCGAAGGUAUGCCAAAACGGAGACCUACGGAACAGGAGUGAUGGAUUUCGGAGUCGGCUCUUUUGUUUUCGGCAAUGCUGUGGUUUGUCCUGAAGUCCGUUUGAAACCUGGUAUGGUACGAAGCAAAUUCUUUUAUCUGGCAAAGCAGUUCUUUAGCGUAUGGCCUCUUCUCGUGCUCGGCUUUGGACGACUCAUGAGCGUGAAGGCAGUGGAGUACUACGAACAUGUCACCGAAUAUGGUGUGCACUGGAACUUCUUCUUCACACUGGCUGCUGUUCGAAUGGCCGCAUCACUACUUUUGACUCUCUUCCUUCCUCACAAUGCGUGGGUUGUUGCAGUGACACUAGCUGUAGUGUAUGAAUGCCUUCUCGACAUGCUGCCUCUGAAAACAUUCAUCUUGCAUGGGAGCGAUGGUAAAGAUUCAAGGGACGGGUUUCUGAAUGCCAACAGAGAAGGCAUCUUUUCUGUCAUUGGCUACCUUGCCAUCUACAUGGCUAGUGUGCAGGUCGGUUUAUACUUAAUAAAAAAGAGAAACACAGUUAAGGAGUGGCUCGGAGUCAUCCAAUCCUUUCUCUUGGCUGUUUUCUUCCUCUUUAUAUGUCUGCACGUAACUCAAACCAACGUCGAGGCUGUAUCCCGGCGGAUGGCAAACCUCUCUUUUUGUAUCUGGAUGGUUGCUCACUGUUUGUCACUCUUCAGUUGUUUCUUAGCCACUGACCUCAUUCUGGUGUUUGUCAAACUUCUAGUGGAUGGGGCCCAUAUUCCUUGUAGUUGGCAUUUUGUGCAGCCAACGAGUAAGAAACAAGAUUUGCAACCUCAGGACAGAAAACAGAUACCUCAAAGUGGGUGUAUGAUCAGUGCCGUUAACAAAAACCAGCUCCUGUAUUUCGUACUGGCAAACAUUUUCACUGGCCUUGUGAAUAUGGCAGUUGACACCGUUCACUGCAACGGUCCCUCUGCCAUGUUCAUUUUGCACCUGUAUAUGUUUACAAACUGUUUAAUUAUGCAUAUAUUGCAAGCACAAAAUAUAAUAUUGAAGUGGUGGUAAUGUUACUGAGGUUGUAUCGUAAAAAAGACUGAUUUUAAAGAACACAAAAGCUCACUAAUUUUCCUGAUCUUCUGCAUGCAAGACUAGAAUCUCUCUGUAUUGGGUUAUUUGGAGAUCUUGUACUGUAUGGCCCACUAAGCUGACCUGCAACCAUCCCACUAUUCUUUCUCCAGCUGAAAUCGCUCUUACCUUUAAAGCAAAUAAUUGAUUCUUAUUGGAUGAUGGGAAGAACUACAGCAUGAAUGGGGGAAUAUGCAGGUGACACAGAUGUUGUGUUGCCUUUUUUAACAGCCAGUGGUGAGAGAUAAUGGCAGUUGUGUUCCAAUACCUUCCAGAGGGUCCCAUGUUCUCCCUCCCAGGGCUAAAGUCUGGAACACUGAAACAAUGGGAAGCAUUGAAUCCUGGAUAGUGACUCUAAUUUUAGGGUGUUUGCCUCUGUUUCAAUGAGGUUGCUAAAUAGAAGACUGUUUACUCUAUGGCUUCUUUCCAACUUUAUGGGAAAAUGAAAAUAAUAUUCUUAGAGCUGGAAGGGACCCUAUGGAUCAUCGAGUCCAGCCCUCGUCACAGUGAGAACUUGAACUCCCAACCUCUGGCUCCACAGCCAGAGACCUAAACCACUGAACUAUAAAUGCCUGAAAUUUAGUGCUUAAGAUUAUUGCAUGCGUGAUCGCACUUUUCUCUAUUAAUGUCUCAGGAGGGAAGAAAGAUGGUAUACUGCUGAUCUAGUGAACUCAAACAAGAUGGUCAUUUGUCAGUUAAUUGUGUCCAAGCCUGAAAGGAAAUAAAUUAUUGUGUUUUUUCAAAAUAUUUUUGCAACUCUUCAGUGUAUGGGCACUGACUUGUCAUUAUUUGUUACCAUGUAUUUGUUUUCCUAAACCUUC